Messenger RNA from Chinchilla lanigera (long-tailed chinchilla), 6305 nucleotides. It is a transcript of the gene Bpnt2, whose product is annotated as inositol monophosphatase domain containing 1. The record is from RefSeq and is a predicted model, not a curated record. Gene Ontology annotation, biological process: phosphatidylinositol phosphate biosynthetic process; skeletal system development. NCBI's taxonomy places the organism in Eukaryota, Metazoa, Chordata, Mammalia, Rodentia, Chinchillidae. Gene Ontology annotation, cellular component: endomembrane system. Gene Ontology annotation, molecular function: 3'-nucleotidase activity.
AUAAACACUGAGGAACAUGUGGAUGCAACUGAUAAAGAGGUUAAAUCAUGGGAUCGUAAAAUUCCUGAGGAUAUCCUGAAGGAAAUAACCACCGCUAAACAGGUCCCAGCGGAGAGCGUUACGGUCUGGAUUGAUCCGCUAGAUGCUACACAGGAAUAUACAGAGGAUCUUCGACAGUAUGUUACAACAAUGGUGUGUGUGGCUGUAAAUGGUAAACCUGUGCUCGGCGUUAUACAUAAGCCAUUUUCUGAAUAUACAGCUUGGGCCAUGGUAGAUGGUGGUUCGAAUGUGAAGCCCCGCUCUUCCUAUAACGAGAAGACCCCGAGGAUCAUUGUGUCUCGCUCCCAUACAGGGAUGGUCAAGCAGGUUGCUCUGCAGACCUUCGGAAACCAGACGACGAUCAUCUCGGCUGGUGGCGCUGGUUAUAAAGUUUUAGCACUCUUAGAUGUCCUUGAUAAGAGCCAAGAAAAAGCUGAUAUAUAUAUCCAUGUGACAUACAUUAAAAAGUGGGAUAUAUGUGCUGGAAAUGCCAUCUUAAAAGCCCUUGGGGGACAUAUGACCACCCUGAGUGGUGAAGAAAUCACUUACACCGGAUCAGACGGCAUUGAAGGUGGACUCCUUGCUAGUAUCAGAAUGAAUCACCAGGCUCUGGUCAGAAAACUCCCAGAUCUAGAAAAGACAGGACCUAAGUAAGCAUAACGGAUGACAGGGUGCAGCUUCCAGACCUGAGAUGCUGGCAGCUUCAGAGGAUUGCUGGAGACUGCAUGGUCAGGGCCGUCUCAGACGUUUUAAAGUAUUUAUGAAGCAUCGGAGACUUCAUUUUCCCUCUAAUAGGAUGCAAGAUCAGGGAAAAUGAGUUGCUUCAUGUCUCAAGUAUUGUCUUUAUUUUUGAGACUAUUUUCGUACAGUUGUCAUACACGAGCCGCAUAUAUAUAUUUGUGAAUUAAAAUCUAUAGCUGAGUCUACAUUGUUAUAUGAGUCACCAUUUUCACACAUGAAUCCAUUUUCACACACUAUUUGUUAAUAUUUUCAUAUAGAACUGAGUUGAAAGAAGGAUUGGUUUUGUGUAGAGGUUUAAUUUUACAGUUAUAUCUCAUCGAAAAUAAAGUAAUUGGGGACUUCCACUCCUAACUCAGAUAGAAAGCACAAGAAGCCACACAUUCAUUAAUACGCAGCAGAUGCUGUACUCACAUUACUGAAUAUUUCUGUGGAUUGAACUAGAAAAAGUUUAAAUUGAUUUUUUUUUCAGAUUUUAAUAACAGGUUCACCAGCUAAUAGAAAAUACAAACAAAUGGUAGUUUUCAUUGUCUGUGUAAUUUUCCCUAUGUGCGUUGUGUUUUGUUUUUAUAAAAAAGUGUGUGUACUCAUACGUUUUACAUUCUGCCACGUUGCUGUUGAUUUUCAUUUUACUUGUGGAAGAUGCAUGGUUCCAUCCUUUCCCUCCUGACCAGCAUUUAAUCCCUAACUCCUGAGGUCUGGUUUUAGGUUUCUGGGUUAACACUUACCAGUUGUGGUACAUUUUCUCAUUAGGGAUGUAAUGUGCUAUAAGGCACUGCAAGACUAGAGGGGACUCGAUUAUAAUUGAAAAUUACUUGACAUAACAUGGUUUGAAUUAGUUUUUAUUAUUUUCAGGAACUUUGUUUUACUCAGUUUUAAAAGAUUUGCCAGGUUUGUGUAUAAAGAUUCUCUUAAUAUCAAGAAUGAGUAUGAUUGCUUUUGCCGUAGUUGCUUUUACUAUUAAUAAUUAUACCUAACCUAAACAAACUCAAAGUAGUGCUAGAAAUAGUCUGUAGUUUCCCAUCAGGUUAUAAUAAUAAAAAUUAACACUUCUUUCUCUCUCUCUCUUUUUUUUUUGUGGUGCUGGGGAUAGAACCCAAGGAAUCAGUGUUAGGCAAGUGCUCUACCACUGAACUGUAUCCACAGUCUCAGAGUUACUUCUUGAUGAAAUUUGUCUCUGUAAAUUAGCAGAGAAUGGUUGGAAAAAAGUUGUGAUGUAGUCAUUGCGUUGCCAUCACUGCAGCCCUUUUCAUGGGCUUUCAUCGGCACCUGUGGUCUCUCUCAGUGUGAUGUCCGGAAACCGUGUAAUGAACAGUACUCUUAUUUCAUGUGGCUUUAAUGCCUUGGUAUUCUCUAACACUGAUAAAUAGAGGACUUUCUUACGGUUUCUUUCUCUUUUUUUAUCCUUCUAAAAAAUUUUUAGCCCUAAAGUAUUUAUUUUCUAUCUUUGAGGUAAAAUUGAGCAAAGAAUGUACAGUCUAGCCUGGUAGAAAUGCAUACUUCAAGUUUGCAUGGUACAGUCUCUAAGGACCCUUGAGCUCCUCAUUUGCGAACUGAGUCUAGCGCGCCCGGACGUCCCGGUUUCCAGCACCUACUCACACAUCCACGUUAGGCAGGCUUUUGUUCGGUGGAAGUUUGUUUAAAGUUCUCAUACUUGGAACCCUUGACAUUUAAAAGAGGACUGGGGAAUUGUGAAACGAGUAUCAGAGACCUCAUCGUUCCACUUCAAAAUCCUUUUUCUCAGGAAAGAAGACAGGCAUACACUGUUACCAGGGUCCUAUAGUGUAAGCAUUUGUUUUAAUUGACAAAGGGAAAUGGGACUGACAAGAGGUGGAAUUUAUUAGAGUUUAAAAAUACUAUGAGGAAAUUUUAUGAUUUAAUGGAAACAGUGCUUGCUAAUGGCAACAUGAUUGCUUUAAUUUCACUGUUAAGAAAGUAUGCUUUUUAUCUCAGAUCAGCUGUGACCUCUGAGGAGGCAGCGUCAUUAGUUUUUCAUAACUGAGGGUGUGAAGGAUGUGUGUUUUAUGCAAAAAUCAAGAUACUGGCUGAGAGUUAAGUACAUUAUUUUUAUAAUUUGGGGUUAUAGUGUAGUUACUAAUUAUUUGUAAGUAAUUUUAUAAAAAGUUCAUUUUUAAAAUUUUAUUUCUAAGAGCCAUUAUACAUUAUAAGGAACAGUAUUUAUAUUUAUUUAUAUGAGACAUUAUGGUGCCAGAACAUCAGUGAAACACCUUCAUAAGCAGGGCAUGCGCUAUCUCCUAGAAUUCCACAGUUGUUAUUAAAACGUAGAAGAACAUGCACAGUUUGCUUUUAGUGAUUCCCACCUCCCCAAAUUCCUGGCCUGCCUUAGAGGGUAUUUUUCACUUAAAACUGAAUUUUUACACAUUGUAGUGGAAUCGGUGACAGCGAUAACCUCAGCCUCCAUCAGCCGUGCUCUGUUCCUCCUCCUCUUCCCUGCCUUGCUCCUGUCUCUUGCCUGUUGGGCUGCUUUGUAGCCAGUUUACCCCCCCCCCUGCUGUUCACCCCUAAAUUCUUGGAUGUAAUUGUUUUCUCUCAAGAGUGGCUGUUGGAAUCUUUGGUAGAGCUGAGGCUGUGGCCAGUUCCUAGUGAGCAAGGUCAGUCGUGAUGGAAGCUGAAUUAACCACCGCUUUUCAAAGACUGUAGAAAGUAAAGGAAAAUCACCUUUAAAGCCACAGACUCCUAAGUUGUCACGUCGAAUCCAAUACUAAAAUCUUUACACAGAGAACUUCUUCCUGCCCGCCUGCCAAGAAUGGAGCAUAGAGAAUCGGAAGGAGUUGGACAGAGGAGCCUGUCCUGCUGGUUUUCCUCCCUGGAUCCCCCAGGUCAGCUGAGUUUACAAGGGCGAGCGAGAUGGGAAUACUUGUCUUCGAAGUGUGUCCGGCCCUGCCGCCACCGCCACCCCUGUAGUGCUGCUUGAUUUUCAGCCAGUAAUACGCAGAUGGCUUUUUCGUGAGGUAUCAUGAAGUAACAAGAGCAUUUUGGUUUAUGUUUUCUGAGCAGCAGUUGUGCCCACGGUCUGGUGGGUGCUCCCUUUGAGUGUGUUUUGCACGUAGUGUCCGAGGAGAUGGUGCGGGACCGCGGCCGAGAAGAGGGUCGGAAGGGCCACUGAGGGAGUCGGGAGGCGCCGAGGGAGGGUGCGGAGCAAGCAUCGGUCCCGCCCGAGGGGCAGCCGCUCUGCCCGCCGCGCAGGUGCUAAAUUCAAGCUUGGAUCUUGCUUGUGCCGUGAGAGGUGACAGUUGCCUCCCAGGACCCGAGUGUAAGUGGAGAAGACGGUGGCACCGCAGAGAAGCGCUCAGCCUGCUCCCGGAGCACCGCGUUGCUGGCCCCGGCCCCGCGGAGACGGCCUGGUGGGCUCCCGCAGAGCUGUUGCGGGGUGUUAGCUGCAGCUCACUGGGGAGGCUGUGUGAUGGUUGCUUCUAGAUAGAAACGGUGACUUUAAUUUUAGAUCUUGGCGGGAUCUAAGUUGUGUUUAAUUAAAUGCCUACAAGAACUUGGUCUUAUAACUAUUGCGUAAAAUAAACCUAAUCAGUGGCUCCAUUUUUAUCCUAAAAAAAAAGCUGUGCCUUAAAAAUAGGGCAUUGCAUGUUACUACGGGAAAACAAAAGCUUUUUUUAAUAGAGGGGGAAACUAGGAACUUUGGCCAUUAAAAUUUAAGUUCUGGGUUUUUAAUAUUAAAGUUGAAGAAACUUCAUUAAAUUUAAAGUUGAUAUGAAAUUAUUUUUGCAUAAUCUAACAUUUAAAGCUAAAAUACAUUUUUAUAAGAACUGGCAUCUUGAUGUAUAUAGGUCUGAAAUGAUACUUCAUCUUUUGAGUUUUAAUUUAAAUUAAUAUAAGACCAGGAUAACAUUUUUAUGAAUUUUAUUUUUAAAUAAAUAUUUCAGUGUGCUGAUAUAUCUGUUCUCAUCCCCUAGAGUCAUUUUGAUUAAAAAAAAUAGUUCUUUAUUCAGAUAGCAUGUCAGCUGUUUAUUAAUGUUAACACAGUGUGUUACAUGAUGUAGCAGUUUCUGGAGAGGAGAGAUGAUAAUUCCACCAGCUGUCACUGAGGGGAAGAGUCACAUUCUGUACGUGGAAGGAUGUGUGGCUGUAUGAGAUGCCGGUGAUGUAACUUGUUCAUUUCAUUUCAUCAGAGCCUGGCUGGUAUAUACAUUCCAAUUUACCAUUCGUAGAGCUCGUUUUUAAAAAAAAAUUUUAAGUUGAUUAUUGGUGAAUUAAUUUUGUGGAAAAUGUGAUUUAGUUGUUUUCCUUUGAGAUAAUACAAGCCAAACGUUAAGAAGGAUGAUGAAUAAUAUUAAAAGAUACUGUUACAGACUGUGUUUGUGAGAGUUCCCUAAAGUGUUAUUACAUAGUAAUGUAAUUUGUGUAAACUAUAGGAGCAUAAACUGAUAUUUGAUAGUAUGUUCCAUCACGUUUCUUUUUGAGGUGUAAUACACACACUUUUUGUUCAGGAAUGAGUAUUUUCUUUCUGUAUUUUCUUAAAUAGGAAAGGAAGCACACUAAGUUAUUGUGAAGUCAGUUUACUCACAAAAGGAUGUCAUGUAUCUUCCAAUGAGCUCAUCCCGUCUUCUUGAGCAGCGGUGUAGUGUUAAGGAGGAAACAUUUAUGGACUUUUAAUUUUUACAUAUCCCCUCCUAGCGGUAGCUGAUACUUCUUCAGUCUCUCAGAGGAAUCCAUAUUCUCCAUGGUGAACCGUGACAUUGCCAGGGCUUGUGCUGCUCUUCGGCAGUGUUAACUUGAACAGCUCUAGCACAUGUGCAUCCACGGGUUGGAUUUGUGCUGAAAUGGUGUGUUUUCUGUCUGUCUCUUCCAGCUUUGUGUUUUGUCAUCCUCACUUCCUGUUAAUCCAUGUCUUAAAUUGGACCAACAAUAAUGAGAAAUUUUAAAAACCGUACCUGUGAGCACUCCGUCCCCUUUCACACUUUUUAAAACCCCCGAGGAGCUAUGCUGUGUCUUCGUGGAGGUGCUUUGCCAGCACUUCCUGUGCUGUGACCUGCUUAAUCCGCCCGUGCAAUUUCGUGAGGUCUGACUCCACCCUUUCCUGGAAAUAAGCUGUUCCCCUCCAUGGCUUGCCCGCCUUUAUUUUUCUUUUGUAUCUCACCUAACAGCGCCACUUUUAUAUGUGUUGUUGCUAGACUGUAAACUUACGUAGUGAGGCUGCACCUAGGUGAUUUUUAUGCUUUCACGUCAACCCCAGCACCUGGCCCAGUGUCUUGCACAAAGUAGGUGCUUAGUGUAGAACUAAAUCGACCUAAAGGUUGCUACUUAGUGUUGCCGUGUUUCAUACUUCAUUUGUUAUUAGCUGGUUGUUUGUUUCUUUUGCAAACGUUUAUGAUUAUCACCCUCCUCACACAAGUAUUUUUAAAAAGUUUUGCUUUUCCUUCAGAUGCUAUGCUAUAACCAAUAAACUAGAACGUGUGAUUGCUUCUAAGGACAUAAUUACUCCGAACUGCCCCUGGAUAUACUUUGCCAAAUGAAAUUUGAAUUCUCUAAAUAAAUUGCUUAUGUCUGAAAAA